CCUCUAUACCAUACCAUUUUGCAGCUGCUUCUUCAAAAACCUUAUCGCUCUUUUUCUUCCUCUUCUCUUCUCUAUCUUUCUCCCUUAUCUCUUUCUCUCUCAAACAAACAUCAAUGGCUUCCGCCUCUUUUCUCGCUUCUUUCACACCCAAAACAUUGGGUCUUUCUAAAUCUUCAACUCCUUCACUACCCUUUUUCUCUUUCCUCUCUUCUUCUUCUGCAUCCAAAACUUCACCAAAUUCCGUCGCAUUUCCCUCUCUAAAACGGUAUGAAUCCAUUUCUUCUCGUUUUGUCCAAAACGUUGCCGUUUCUUCAGAGUAUGAGCAAGAGGAAGAUGUUAUGAGUGAUGAGAGAGAACAACAGCCUAAUUUCUCCCCUGACCUUAAACUUUUUGUGGGUAAUCUUCCUUUUAAUGUUGACAGUUCUGACCUUGCUGGUUUGUUUGGUUCUGCUGGAACUGUUGAAAUGGUUGAGGUUAUAUAUGAUAAACUAACUGGAAGAAGCAGAGGGUUUGGGUUUGUGACUAUGUCUACAGUUGAGGAAGUAGAAGCAGCUGCACAACAAUUCAAUGGCUAUGAACUUGAUGGCAGGUCUUUAAGAGUGAAUGCAGGACCUCCACCACCUAAAAGGGAUGAUUUUUCACCUAGAGGUGGGGCAGGUGGUAGCAGAGGGGGUGGACCAGGUUUUGGGAGCUCUAACCGUGUUCAUGUUGGCAAUCUUUCAUGGAAAGUUGAUGAUGCUGCCCUUAAGACUCUCUUUAGUGAAUUAGGAGAUGUAGUGGAAGCCAAGGUGAUCUAUGACAGGGAUAGCGGUCGUUCUAGAGGUUUUGGGUUUGUUACUUACAAUUCUGCUGAUGAAGUCAACAGUGCCAUUGAAUCCUUAGACGGCGUGGAUCUGAAUGGGAGGUCGAUCCGUGUAACUGUUGCAGAAUCAAGGCAGAGGAGCCGAUUUUAAUGUGAUAUUUGAUGCAGAACUGAUUUCUAGGCAGGUUGCUAGAGGAAUGCUGCUGCAGAUGCACCCAAUUAGUGCUGAACAAUGAGGUUGUCUUGUGCAUCAGUUUGCUCAAUUUUCUCCUCUAGAUGCACUGAAAUCGCUUAGAUAAUGUACACUUUGCAUGGAGAAAUUAUGAAUAUGUUCUGGAAGCUCUUUCCCUUUAGGUAUUUGCAUUCUACUAUGUUUCGUUGUUUUCGCAGUCUAGGUCGGAAUGAUUAGUUUAACUCUAUUAUAGUAGGAUGGUUUCAAUGUAAUAUCUCUUUCCCUGCGAGACUGCUUGAAUCUGAUUAGAUGCAGCAUUCUUGUGUAAGAACUGGUUGAUCAGUAGUGAUACAGUAAUACAGACGUUAUUUGUUCAGUUAAAAUUUUGGUUGUCUUAGUAGUUGAUUUUUUUGGUGAUGUGAUGUGUGUUUCUCCCAUCAUCUUUGUAUCCGAGAAUUAAUCAAUAGAUUUACUAUCAAAUUGAUUUGUUCCA
This is a messenger RNA of Beta vulgaris subsp. vulgaris (sugar beet), 1467 nucleotides long. Its product is annotated as RNA-binding protein CP29B, chloroplastic. Gene Ontology annotation, molecular function: mRNA binding. The record is from RefSeq and is a predicted model, not a curated record. NCBI's taxonomy places the organism in Eukaryota, Viridiplantae, Streptophyta, Magnoliopsida, Caryophyllales, Amaranthaceae. The transcript has 4 exons. Gene Ontology annotation, cellular component: cytosol. The coding region runs from base 114 to 953 and encodes 279 amino acids.